Molecule: messenger RNA, 1725 nt
Organism: Culex pipiens pallens (northern house mosquito)
Lineage: Eukaryota; Metazoa; Arthropoda; Insecta; Diptera; Culicidae
Gene: aln
Product: divergent protein kinase domain 1C
Exons: 3
Coding region: 199-1446 (415 amino acids)
Source: RefSeq, a predicted model, not a curated record
CCCUCAUUGCUAAAACAGGACAUUAUCCGCACGGGUCGUCGACAGUGGUCUACAGUGUCUGGUCGUCACACGUUUUUCGCCGAGAUAGUUCCACGAAUUCGAACGGAUCCCACCCAGAAAAUCGUUGCUGCUCAUUAUGUGGAAUUGAUUCGUUUGCUGUUUUGUUUGCUGACCAAAGAGUAUAAUCCCAGCGAAGAGAUGCACCUGCUGACAAAGAACGACUGCCUGAAGGGACUCGCCCGGAAGGUGCGCUUUUCCCAGCGGAAGCGCUGCUACCUCGUGUCGCUGGCCGUCGCCGCGCUGGUCGUGUACUUUGUGUACAAAAACAUUACCUCAUCGUUCCAUUGCUAUGACUCCGGCGUCGAGUGGAAAAUUAACAAAUUCUGCAAACGUUACAAAAACGUGGGCUUCUCCGGUUACAUGUGCUCGGAUCUGUGCGGCAACAGCAACGUGUACUGGGACUUUCGCUGUCCGGAUCCUCCUCUUGAGUUGCACCACCCGAACCGAUUUCAGACGAAGAAGUUGGACACAACACUCAAUAUAAUUCAAGCAGUGCCGAAUGAAAACUACGAGAAACUAUUCUGGGUGGACAGUUACUACCGGAAGGAGCACUACCCAACCGAAACCGAGUACGAAAACAUCGUCAAGCGGUACAUCUCAAACAAGUACAACAUGGACAUCCCCUUUGAUAAGAUGCGAACGCUGCUCCGAUUGGGCCACAAACAUCGCGAGCUGUUUUUCCACCAAAGCAUGCGCGACAGCUGGAACCUGGUCCAGAACCACGAGUACGUAAUGCUAAACUUGUUCGAUGAAAAGGACCUCUUUCCUUACAUCGCUGAGAAUUGUGGGGAAAUGUUCGUCACCGAAUAUCUGAAUGCCGUUGAGUUCGUGGAAGACCAACGGUACGGCAGUCACAUCGAGCUCGACCGGUGGCGAUAUCAUAUCAAGAUUGCGGUUUUGAUUCUGGACUACGUGGCCGAGCUGGAGCAGCACGAGCUGCAGAUGUGCCACGUGGAUUUGCGGCGGUUUGGGAUUAACAACAACAGGCUCAAGUACGACGACGUGCGGUAUCUGUUCCCGGAGUACACGAUCAACCGGAAGAUCUCGAGUGGGACGCAGUGCGCGAGUGACGACGAUUGCCGCUUUAUGUUCUGCCAGUCGGAGUGCAACAGGGAGAAGCAACGGUGCGAGUCGACGGUGCUGAACAACAACGUGCAGAUCGUUUGUGAGAAGAUAUUUCUGGGAAGUAGCGGCUACCCGGGGAUCUUGAUAACGCACAAAACGCCGGACCGGUUAAAGGAGCUGCUGGAGCGGUGUGCGCGCCCGGUGAAGGAUCGUGACGUGGCCCGGGCGCGGCCUCGGGGUACCUCCGAAGAGCUUAAGAAACUUCUCUACAAUGAGCUGACCAACAUUUACGAAAAAUUGGCCGCCAUCAAUGCACCGUGAAUUUUUCAAUUGUUUUAAGUUUGUGAAUUUGUGUUAUUCAGGACAGUAUUAAACGGGGUUUCAACGCAAAGGUCAACACGUUUUUGUACUCUGGAAGCUUGUUUGUAGAUAUUUUUCGUUUUGAAGCCAAGUAGUUGUCGCAAUCAUCCACCUUUCUCUUCACCGAGAGCAGUAUUGUUUUAAACGUGUUACUUUUAGAAAUGACCAAUCAAAUCAAAAUUGUAAAACUAGUGUUAGGUGUAAUAAAGUAAACAAAAGAAACCUUUCAAAUCAAAUGGA